AUGGAUUGUAGGGAGGCCACAUGGAAGCUAAGAGGCUGGCGGGGGACUGUUGUAGAGGUCCAGGUGGCUGAUGAUGUUUUGGACGACGUAGCCGUGAUAAAGCUGAGAAAAGUACAAAAACGUUUCAUUCUCUUCAUUGUCUUCUAUGUGUCUUUCAGGCACGAAGUCGUCAACAUCAACCUGAAAAAUAAACCCGAGUGGUUCUUUAAGAAGAAUCCCGCUGGUCUGGUGCCAGUUCUGGAAAACAGCCGGGGUCAACUGAUCUACGAAUCUGCCAUCACUUGUGAGUACCUGGAUGAAGCAUAUCCAGAGAAGAAGCUGUUGCCAGCUGACCCCUAUGAGAAAGCGUGCCAAAAGAUGGUCUUUGAGUUAUUUUCUAAGGUGCCACCUUUGGUAGGAAGGUUUAUAAGAAGUGAAAAUAAGGAAGACUGCUCUGACCUGAAAGAAGAAUUUCGCCAAGAAUUCAGCAAGCUUGAGGAGGUUCUGACCAAUAAGAAGACAACCUUCUUUGGUGGCAAUUCACUUUCUAUGAUUGAUUACCUCAUGUGGCCCUGGUUUGAACGACUGGAAGCACUGGAGUUAAAUGAGUGUGUAGACCACACUCCAAAACUUAAGCUCUGGAUGGCAGCCAUGAGGAAAGACCCCACAGUAUCAGCUCUCCUCAUUGACGUGAAAACCUUUCAAGGUUUCUUAAAUCUCUACUUGCAGAACAGCCUGGAGGCCUGUGACUACGGGCUCUGAUGGGGGCAGAAGUCAACAAUGAAAAUAUAUCUGAUACUUUCCUUCACUAAUAGGAAUAAAAGCAUGCUUUUAUCUUAA
This is a messenger RNA of Myotis brandtii (Brandt's bat), 819 nucleotides long. It is a transcript of the gene GSTO1, whose product is annotated as glutathione S-transferase omega 1. The record is from RefSeq and is a predicted model, not a curated record. Lineage: Eukaryota; Metazoa; Chordata; Mammalia; Chiroptera; Vespertilionidae. The transcript has 5 exons. Gene Ontology annotation, molecular function: glutathione dehydrogenase (ascorbate) activity; glutathione transferase activity. Gene Ontology annotation, biological process: glutathione metabolic process; L-ascorbic acid metabolic process. Gene Ontology annotation, cellular component: cytoplasm. Bases 1 to 741 code for a protein of 246 amino acids.